AUGAAAGCAUUCGGAGAUAGUCCUCUGUUAUCCGACUCGUAUAUCUUACAUAUAGGUAAAUCUUCACUCGGACAGACUACAUAUGAUCAAGGAUAAGGGUAAUAACUAAUAAGGCAACGGAAUAUUGAAAUUAUAUCUGCCCAAUUAAAUUUGAGACACCUUAAAUUUGCGCUGCAGAGAACAAUGUUUUUAAAUAUUUUGCAUAUUUCACAUAUAACCGUAGAGUUUAUAAUAAUUCGUAAACACUGUCUAAUACCCCAUGCAAUAAAUAAAGGUUUUACUGUUUAUCACUUUAAUUUAAAUUAAAGAUAGUAUGUAUUUGUCUUUGCAGCAAUGGCGUUGUGAAUGACGGAGAUUAUUUGAUCAUCGUACCGCGAGUGUUUCGAGCUGGUACGACGCAGAACAUUGGUAUCAAUAUUUUUGGAAAUAAAUCUUGUGAUGUACGCCUCACACUGGAAGACUCGACGAAACGUGGCAUCAGUAGCCAAGCAAGAGGUCAUUUUCAACCAAAUGAAGCUGGUAUGCUGGAACUUCAGGUCAGUUUUUAUCACGUCAUUGUUACAGGUCACUGUCCUAUCAUACCUCAAGGGCUAAUCAUAAUUGCACUGCAUAUAGAGUGUGGCAUCGAGAAUUCGCUUAUGCUAGAAGUUACCGCAAUGCCGGUAUAGAAGAUUUUCAUAGGAUAUUCCCUUUUUAAUUCGAUUUUCCUAACGAAAUCUCUCCUUCCGGUAUGAAGUACGUUGACGUGCAGCGGAUGUCUGUGAUGAGAUACAGCGAUAUAAAUUAAUGUUUUUUUCAAAUUCUCGACGCCUUUUGUACCAUAACUCCAUAUAAUUACUUGUCCGUGCUGUUUCGUUGACCAGGUACCUGAAGGCCUAUCUAACGUGAAAGUGAGAGCUACAGUAUGUGGAGUAAAAACAGCGAAGAAAACUAUUGCUUAUGAAGCCCAAGCGAAGAAGGUCUUUAUUCAAACCGAUAAACCCAUUUAUAAACCUGGACAGAAAGGUCAGUAGCCUACGUUAUACCUGUUAGAUUUUCGUUCGUAUGCAUGAAUUGCAAUUUGGAACGACAUGUUUAGUAUCCUCGUGAAUGAAUGUAAAGAAAAUGAAUUUGAUCAAUGUAAACGAACGCAUAGUACAAAUAAUUAUUGCACAAUCAUAAAAACUGAUCUUUUGCAACAUCAGCUGAUCUCAGUAAUUUACUGAUACUUUUAAUAUUAAUAGAAUCAUUGCUGACUUUAAAAUUUUAAACAAAAGAAAACUUAUUUUUAGUUUUGAUUCGAAUUAUAUGUGUGGAUUAUGAACUAAAACCUGCAGGAAAGAAAGUAAGUCAACAAUUGAUUUUGCCUGUGCAAAUAUACAUCACGCACGUAACAUCUUGAUAUUUUCAAUGGAAACCACUUAUACACCCCCUGAAAAUGAUAAAAAUUGUCCAUUAUGCAUCAAAUGACUUUUAAUUCCAAUAGGGUUAAUUUCUAGUACAUUCAUGAAUGUCAUAUAUAGUGUUAGCUGUAUAGAGGCUGUGUAUCAAAACGCGUUUAUUAAUUAAUGACGAGUUCAGGACUUUUAUUGGUAAACACAUUCAGUUAUACCUCAACACUCCGUAGCUACGGUUGCUAAGUCCACAAGCCGUGUUUCUUAUGCGAAAAAUCGAUUGAUAAUCGACGAACUGCGGUGAUUUCAACCCAUUCAAUAGGAAACCAAUCAAGAUUCAAAGGGUUUUUCAGCUCUUAAUGAAUGUAAAGAAAGUUGCUUGUGGGACAUGGUUAACUCCAUUGCAAAAUAUAGUUACCAAUUGAUCAGCAUUAUAAACUAGACACAUUGACAUAGUAACAUAAUUUGUACAACAUAACAGCUAUUUUACUAUAACAUGCCUUCGCAGCAAAAGUUAUGAUACUAAACAUGGCCAUGGUGCCUUUUGCGCUAAGAUGUCGAAGGUUUUACCUUCAGAGGACAACGUUAGUUGAAUCAGCUGUGAAUUUCAUUAAAACGUUGUUAACUAUCACUCACUUAUCAUUAAUAUAAUUUCUGUCCUUAUUUUUUUCUGAAAGGUUUCCUCAGUGGUAAUUCAGGUUUGUAGAUCGUUUUGGUUUCCGUAAAUAUAAUAUCGUACAAAUAUGUUUAGAUAUCGUCAUUCGUCCAUCUGUCACCACUGUAGUCAUUUAUUUAAAAUGAGAGUUAAUAAGUCUUUUCGCUAUCGCGCGGUAAUAUCCAAUGAACUCUCAUCAAGUCUCAUGCAAUUCUCGUAUUCGUCUUAUCGAGGCAUGAGAUUUGAGAAACCUCUCGUGUAAAAUGUUUGCUUCUCAACUCUCAUUCAUGUUUGACCACGACUUACGUCAUUAUAACUUGCACAAAUAAGAUCGAGACUGGCAGAGCGACUUCAGAAUUAAAAUAAAUCCCUUCACAAUGAUUUUAUGUCACAGGAACCCAGCGGUGCGAGGAUAAUGCAAUGGAAUGAUGUUGAACUAGAAGAUGGUAAGAUUUUCAUUUUCACAAUCUAAAAUACUUCACGAAGUCACAACGAAAAAAUAAAGUGGAAAUUGAAAUACGUGCGAUUUUAUAAUCACGUAUUUGAUUGCAGGCCAUAUAUUAAAUUCAAUUGUCUUUAUCAAUCCGGAUUCCGAAAUAAUAUCACGUAAAUGCAUAUUUAGGCGUCGCUAAUCUGGAUCUUCAAUUGUCAAAAGAACCUGUUCUUGGUAAUUGGUUAAUUAAAGCGAAAUUUGAGGUAUGUCUACACAUUAACGAAAAAUGGCCGUUGGAAGUGAUAUAGAUAUAAAUGAGAUUAAAAUAUCGAACGUGACUACGUGAGCGCCACAAUAGGUAGCGAAUGAAACAAGGAGUGAACUUUUGCAUAUGACAUAACUACCUGAAAACAUAUAAUGAACUUUGACAUUUCGAUCGAAGGCUUUCGGCCGGAAAUUCACUGGAAGAACAUUGUGAAAAUCCAUAAUAUAAAAUUUCCAAUUGUAUCACUAAGUCCAUAGUAUGUCUAUAUAAUUAUUUCCAUAUUAUAUUCAUUGGAUUGAAAUUGCAAUUAGUAUGGAAAUUGGAUCCCCCACGAAUGAAGAUCUAUACUAUUUCCAUAGAAAGGUGAUUUUGAAAAACAAAAUUCCACUUAGUUACAAUAGCGUGGGUUGUGAAAAUCAAAUGUCCUUUUAUACUCGUGAAUGCAAAUGCGACCAUGCGCGCGGGACAGGUUAUAAAACAACUAAUGAGAUGGAUAUUUUCUAAACUGGAGAGCGCUAGUUGUACCUGUAUUUUAAAAGACCACUUACACUCAAUGAUUGGAGGUUCAAUCUCAGCUUCACUGCAGUAUCAAUGAUGUCAAAGGAGAGUAGACAUAUAGUAAGGUACGCGAUACUAGCCCUCCAUCUACUCAAAAACGGUACAGACACUCAAGGGAAGCUCUGAUUGAACUUCCACUCGACUUUGAGUGUGAGUGUGAGUGAGCUGUUAUAGGAUACAGGCGUUAGAGACUCUAUACCUCCGCGGUGCGAAUUAAGUUAUAUAUUGUGCACACAUUGUACAAUAUGCUAAUUACGCACUCGGUGUAUUUUGUCCAGGAAUGAGCAAAGCAACGUUUGCAAAUUCCUUUUCCAAAUUUAACGAAUGCAUACGGCAACUUUGGUCUCAAAAAGUACUCAACGUUUGUUAUUUCGAAUACACAAACGCAUAACUUUAAGUGGUACCCUCGCAGUACGUUUAUUUGUUUGCAUUCACAGAUGCAAUAUAUUUGUUUUUCAGGGCAAAACAGUCACAAAGCAAAUUGAAAUUGAUAAGUACGGUAAGUGGACUGCAGAUAUACAGCUUAUGCAUUUAAUGUACGCUCCAUUGUCUCAUCGAUAUACUUUAUUAUCUAAUUUUUGCGUUGUUUUUCUAAUUUCCAGACUACGGCACUUCUUUCACAGCAUUAUAAUUAUUUCAAUUUCAGCUGAUCAAUAAUAAUAUUUUUAGUGAAAAUAUAUCAGCGCUAUUAAUCUCAGCGUGCUAUGAAUAUGUUAUAAAUCAAAGUCAAUCCGUAUUCCAUGAAGCGAACACGCGGAGGAAUUUCGUUCUCGACCAAUUAAUGUAUUUGUUGACAUUUUCGCUCUAAGUCAAUCAGAAUGCAUAAUUGUUACUACCACCAUGCGGUAAACAAGCAUACAUUUAAACAGAAAAUUUACCGUCUUAAAAAUAGCUUGACAGGGGUCAGGAUUUUUAAUUAUUUUGAUUGGAUGUUCAACGUGACAAGGUAAAAAAAAGAUAUUUUCCGUGGCAAUUUGCCGCUGGGAUUUUCGCUUUGUUGUCUAGUUUUGAAGGUAUCAACAUUCGAACAGCAGCGUGUUUUGAACUUGGCAAUAGAACGGAAAUUUUUUUAAAUUUAUUAUCUUACCUUGUAAUGUUGAAUCCAAUGAAUUAAAAAUAAUAUUAAAAACCAUGACUCCUCGAAGUUUAAUUUAAGACCCUAAAUUUCCUGUUUAACUGUAUGUUUUUACCGGAAGUGAGCUUUCAGUGCUCGCAAAAAAACAACCCACAGUAACCUUUUACGCAUUCUGAUUGGCUUAGAGCGCAAUUUUCAACAAUGCCAUGAUGGAUCGAGAACGAAAUUCCUCCCUUGUUCAUGAAGCGCUCAUUCGAAUUCUGUCUUAAAGAAACUUGACAUUAAAUGUUAAUUUACGCUCUCAUUAACUGAUAAGUUUUGUUAGUUUUACUCUUAAUUGUACCUUGUAGUUCUACCCAAAUUUCAACUGGAUGUCAAACCUCCUUCAUAUUUAUCAUUGGAUCAACGAGAGAUUCUUGUCUCAAUAUGCGCCAGGUAGUUACCAUACAUAAUUGUAUUUGAUGAAAUUUUUCACCGACGAUUCGACUCAAAUGAAUGCACUAAUAAGUUCAUCUGUUCAAAAGACAACUAUGUCACGGUUUCCAUUUGGCAAAUUUUUUACGAAUGGCCAAAUCCCAAGAACCAUGGAGUACGCAUUAGACUGUAACUGUCUAGCUUGCCAAAUAGUUCAAAUGAACGAAAUCUACGAAAAUAAUUUUAAAAUAGCUAUUUAAUAUACGAACACACGUACUUGUAUUGCUUAAAAACUGGCGGUGCAAAAGGUUAAAUUAAGAGAAAUUGACAACAGAGAAUAUCAGCUUCAUUGAAAAAAAACCACACAUACUUUACCAAACAAGUGCAAUGUUCAUAUUGUCUACACCUACAGGAGUAAUGAACACUGGAUUUUUUUUUUAAAUUCCUUAAUAUGGAAAUAGUAAGCAUUGUGAUGGUAAAUAGUAUAUUUUUUUCACACCAAUUCAAUUUCCAUACUAUGGAUACAGUAUGUAAGUAGUACAAAUAUACUAUGGAAUUAAUGAUGCAACCGCAAACUCCAUAGGGUAGGCCUGCUAAGUACAGAUGGUCGCAUAAAAAUAAUGCGUUCUUUUUCUGGUCAAAUUAAAACGAUUUGGAAGUUGAAACUGAGCGAGCAUGCAAAACAUGCAUUUUUCAAAAAAUGUUCCUGGGGAAAGUUUCUUUGUUAUCACUUUGGUCUGAAAAUAUUUCCAUCCAAAAACACCAUAUUUGUAAGUAGACGUGUACAGUUCACUUGCAGCAUACACUGUAUAAAGAUUUAUAGUUCUAAUCUGAUUUUGCUUAUUGUAGAUAGUGGAUAUUCAAAACGAUUGUGCAAGGAAAUUACACUUGUUGUCGAAUUUAUAACAAAAAAUCACAAUUGUGGUGAAAUAUUCUGAUCACGAAAUAAAACAAUAUAAUUUGAUUUUAGGUAUUCUUAUGGAAAGUUGGUCAAAGGACGUUUAGAAGCCACCCUGUGUCUCAAAUAUGAUACGGUUACACGAAAUUGUUUGACGGAAAUAAAAAAUGUAGGUUUCUUGCGCAUUGCACACUAUUCAACGAUAACGUGUUCAGUGAGGCAGUACAUAUGCGUAAGAAUGUCGCGUAUACGUUUAUGGACUGCAAUUAUAUUUCAUAAUGAAUUAAGCAAUUAAGUUACGAAAUAACCCAGAACAUCAAGUUGUAAAUAGUACAUAAACCGAAGGUUUACGAUGCGCAAUCUGGCGUUACAGAUCAUACUGAUCUCUAUAGAGACGCCAAAACAGCAAUGGAGAUACUCAUUAAAUUUUGUUGUGGGUGUUGCUCCACUUCUUCAGCAGAUAUAAACUAGGCUAUCGCUGAAGCGCUGUUUAGUCAAGCUGAACAGAAAGCCUUUUGUUGAAGGAAGAAGUUGAAGAAAUAUAACCAUGAAUCGGACAGACUUGUACUGUAUAAUGCGAAAAUGAUAUCUGAAUAAAAAUCUUAAUAUAUUUUGGGAAAUUAAAGUGAUUGUGAAAACCAGCUUUCAAAUUUAUAUUGAAAGACAUUUUUCAGAACGCCCGAGAGGAUUUAAUCGCCUGAGACGUUAAUUAAAGACUUGUAAUUACCGAUAAAUAAUCAUGUCGUCUGACUCUCGUAUAAAUAUAACUCGAACAUACUUACCAAUGAAACAUUGGACAUAUACAUGACUGUCAAAUGAAUGACUAUUUGUUACAUUUUUUGGUCUCAAUUUAUAUUGGUUUCCAUGCAACUUUCCAUCUCGUAUUUAUAUUAGUCGCUAUUAAUAUGAUAAGUUUAGUUCGUCCAUGCAGACGUUUAACUUAAGACGUCUUCUAAUGCAAAUACGGUUAAUUUAUCAUUCACUUUAUAGUGUUCUCAAUUUUGAUUGGCUAAUUUGUCUGCAAAUAAUUGUGUGCAAAUAUCGAUCAGGUGCGAAUAACUGGUGCAAAUACUUCGUUGAGCAUCAGUUUAAAUUAAAAAACAUCGUCUUCUCUUUUGAAAUGUCAACAUGGCUGGUUUUACCGAGCUAUCGGAAAGCGAUUUGUCAUCUUUACUGGAGGAAAAGGACGCCAAAAACACAAAAAAGGCACCAAAAGUUAAAUUGUUUACACGCUUGAUUUUAUAGAAAUCACAAGUUUUGUGCAAUACAGUAUUUUUACGUUGGAUAUUUGUCAGACUAAAUUAUACUUUUUCAGUUGACUGUUCUUGUACUUGUGCCCAUAAUAAUUUACAAAUACUAAUAAUCCGUAAAUGAUAAAAAUGAAUGAUCUGCUCGCCACUGAUAAAUCACGAUAUUUUGCUCAACCUCGUCCAAUAAUUAUAUGUUAUUAUUUUACAGGUCACAGGAUGCAUAGAGAUUAAUGCAAGAGAAUUAGUUGACCCUGUAACAGAAUAUCGGACUUACUAUACAAAUAAAUACUAUCUACAAAUUCAAGCAACGUUUACUGAAACGUCCACUGGAGUUAAACUGAAAGAAAACACUCGAAGCCCUAAUAUGGUCGAAAAAUCCAAAAUCAUGUCAUUCACUAACGUUCCGCAAAAGUUCAAACCUGGAUUUCCUAUCACUUUCAAGGUAUCGAAAUUGAAGUUAUACUCCAUAAAACAAUUUAAAAAGUUAAAAAAAUGAGGGUUAGGAGUUAGUGGUUAGUGGUUAGUGGUUAGUGGUUAGGGGUUAGGGGUUAGGGGUUAGGGGUUAGUGGUUAGGGUUGGGGUUGCGGUUACUGUUAGGUGCCGCGAAUUUAUUAUUAUGAUAAAUUCAAAAUUUGCCGCGAAUUUAUCAUAAUGAUAAAUUCGGACGUGUUUAAGAAUUUACUCAUAUAGUAAAUUCAAAGGUGGAGCUCAUGCUGAAUAUUUCAUAAAGUGGCCGCCACUUGCUCACACGGUGGCUUAAAAGGUCUUAAAACUGUUCAUUCUACCGAUAAAUAAAGAGUUUUUUAUUGACUGGGAUUUCAAUAACUCGGACUGGGAUUUCUAAUAAAAAUGCAACUGGGACUGCGAUUUUGUCAAAAUUUCAGGUGGGAAAUGGGAUUGGGACCCCCCUUCGGGACCCUCUUAUACGUAAUAUAAGCCUCAAUUUAAGGUAAAAUUCAACCACAAACGCUUCCAAAACGUUUUCAAAGUCACUAAAGUGUUAUAAAACUAAACUGCCUUUUAAAAUGGCUUUAUCGAUAAACUUUGAGUUUGCAAAUAUCAAUAUCAUAAGAAAGGAAUCAAUAUUAAAGAUACACUGAAAUUAUAUGCUGUUUUGUUUAGUUGUUUCAUAUAUGCAAAGCAAAAGGCCAUCGGGUUUUAAAUCCAUUUAUAUAAAAUCAAUAUUUAAAACAAACUUACCUUCGGCUUCGUUAACGUCGGCUCCCUUCUUUUAGCCGAUUCUUUCGCAGUUUCUUUCUCAGAGAGCUUUUGAAAUUUACAAAAUCUUGCAAAAAUGCGAGCAAAAUGAAAUAUAUUGGCAAGAAAUUUAUCAAUCACCAAAUCAAGAAAUAUUUGCUAUUUCGCUGUCGUCCUGCAGUCGUUAUAAUGCAAAUUUUAAAUUGGACCAAUCAGUGUUGACUAUUCAUGACAGUCCGCUAUAUUAUGAGAUCAGUGAGAAUGACCACCCACCGAAACUUCGUUGGUGACCCACGCCCGCGAUAAUUGAUGAACUUUAGACUCCGCUAAUGCUUUCGUUUCCCCGGGUGUAAAUAGCCGGGGGGAAUUAGUACCCUCGCACGGCGCUUCGCGCCGUCGGCUCGGGGCAUAGGGCUCCGGGACAAUUGUAAAUUUAUAAUAUUAAUAACUAUUUUGACCAUAAAAUACAAUUUACAGAACGAAGGAAUAUUUUGUAAUGGAACACUACCACUGCAAAUGUUUUUCUAAAAACAUGAUUCUACAGCAAAAACACGCCUGUGUCUAUUAUUUUACUUGUCCGCUCAAAUUCAUACAUUGACACAACAUGAAGAUGACAGAUACACUGUAUAACAAGAGUCAAAUACGAUUCUCAAUUACAGGAGCAUAUGUGAACACUUCAGUAAUUUUAAUUCAUUAUUAGUUUUUCCAUUUAUUGAUCAAGCGUUUAUGUCUGAAAUCUUGUUUCUCACCAAUAAUAUAACUAGAGCUUGGUCAUUACUAUUACUAGAAAUACAUACAUGCAACAACCCCUUGCCUAUAUUUUCCAAACAUUGUUUCAACAUGAAGUAUUCAUAAUUACGCCAACACUGAAUGCAGGCUCACGUUGCAAAUCCUUUUAGUCAUGGCAACACAAAUCACGAUUUUUUAAAUAUUUGAGCAAAGCUGCAAAAAAUAGAUGAAACUUGAAAACUUUUAAAUACAGAACUAUCAAUAUCUAAAAUAUAUAAAAUAGGUAUAUUAUUUUGGUUUCUAUUGUCUCUAUGCAUGGGCUUUAUCUUAAAGUAAAAUUCAAAAAGAAAUUCUACGUAAAACGUUUUUAAAUGUGAAUUGAAAUCAGCUGCUUUUUGCCGAUAUUUAUAUAAACUCUUCAACUCAAGCUUCUACCUAUUACUCGCACCUUGAAAGGAAAUAAAUUUAAUUCGUUCAGGACGCUGAUGAAAAUAAUUUGCUUUCUUUUUUAUAAUGAACUUCUACAAAGGUUAAUUUAACUAAGAAACUUUCGCAAACAAUGCGCACUUGAAUUAACAUCAAGAACAAGUCCAUAUUAAGUGCAUAUGACAUGAAAUUUCUUAAUUUCUUAAAUGAAAUAACGUUAACUAUUUAAGCUGUAAUGUAACUUAUUUUUCAGUUUCUUGUUUUUAUCGUUUGUUCCCGAGAUAUUUCAAUUUGUUUGAUAUAUGAAUAUGUCCGCUAAUUUAUGACGUCAUGUUGGUUGCGGACAUAUUCACACUCAUUUCCAUAUCAAACAAAUUGAAAUAUCUCGGAAACAAACCACAAAAAGAAGAAACCGAAAGAUCAGUUAAACUACAGCUUAAAGAGUUAUUUCAUUUAAAGAUGCGGUAAAGUCCGUUCUGCGUAUAUAUUCUGCGCGUCAAAACAUUCCAUCAGUGGGAGGAGCAACCUUUGGAAUGUUGUUAAUAUUUCGCACCUUCCGAACUUUCUUGAAUUGAAUCUCUAGUCUGUAUUAAUUUACAAGCAUAACGAACCAGAAAAGUGUGAAAAAUUCAGUAUAAUAUGUAUCUAAUCAUAUUUUACAACUGUAGCAGCGAGUUCAAAAUGUAAACAAAGCGUUUGUUUACAUUACGGACUUUGCAUCACCUUUAAGAAAAUAAGAAAUUUCAUGUCAUAUGCACUUUAAUACAAAGUCAUACAUAAACAAUUGAAACAAACUUGCCCUACACUUUAGGAUUUCUCAUACUAAAUCAAUUCUUACAAAUAUUUACGUUUACUUAAAAAAUGGUAAAAAGUUUUACAAUUUGUUAUGUGAAACGAUUUUCCAAGCUUUCCGACAUGAAUUUUUUAUAAUUGUUGCCUCUUCACUCCUGGGAAACAGCCAUAUUUUGAGAUCAGUGAGAUGAUCACCCACCGAACCACUCACGGUAACCCAUUCCCGUGGUCAUUGAUGAACUUUAGACUUCGCUAAUGCUUUCGUUUCCCGAGUGGUAAAUAGCCGGGGGGGAAUUACUACCUCGCACGGCGCGUCACGCCGUCGGCUCGGGGAUAAAUGGAAGCUUUACACAUUCACCGGGAAACCAACUCUUAACCACUUGAUUAAAGCGUCAAAAGAAGGAAUUAUCUAUAAUUCAACUGCGUGCAUUGACAGAUUUCUUAUCGCCUAUACGGCUAUAACGAAUGUUAUAUCACCCUUGUACAUAUACGACUUGUAAAAUUUAAAUGCAAAGUAUUAAGUAUUUAAUUAGUUUAAUAUACUUCGUCCUCUGCCACAAGUAAUUGUCCAUAUAUAUUGACAAUAAAUGAUGCGAAAAUAAGUGCAUGCGUCAUGUCUUUAAUCGCUGAAACUGGUUUUCAAUUCAAGUUUUAACCUUGUGUAGAGAACGUACUAAAAUGAAUGAUCCAAGACAACAUAUCUAUUAUUUAGAAAGUUAUUAUUUCCUUCAAGAUUAGAAUCAAUUAUCUGGAUGGAAAACCUGUGACUAAUGGCACACUUACACUUGACAUCUCUGGACGUCGCUUUAACAAAAAGUCGCUUGGAACAUUAUUUCGGCGAUCUUACUCUGUUAAAAUUAACAAUGGCUUGAUAUCUGUCGUUUUCAGCAAUGUACCCAUUUAUACGGAGACCCUCAACUUUAAGGUAAGUUUGCGCUUUAUUGAUUACAGGUACGUACUGGUUGUUUUUCAUUAGGUAGUCAUAUGUCCUUAGAAAACGCUCUUGACAUCUGAAACAUUUGUUUGUUUUAGAUGUAAAACCAUUCUUGUCAAGUAGCCCAAGUAUACAUUUGGCUAUUCCCGCUAGCUACACCGAAUUUUAUUCAGGGUCCGUUUAAAGAGCCAUUCCUAUUCAGUUUCUUGAAUAGUGGAAAAGACACAUUACAAACCAAAAUAAUUUGUACUUUGAUAUUUUAAUGUUUUGCAUAGAACAGUGUUUUGAGAAUCAGAAACUGUAACGGAAAAGUCCGUAACUGUGGUUACUAUGGCAACAAUGACGUUUCGAAAUGGCUGCUAAUUUACGUUAACUAUUAAGUUAAUUUGUGACCCGCAACUUUUAUUUUAUUAAAAGUUAUCUGUUAGUAUAAGUAAUCAUUAAGCCAAUUUUUAAAAAAAUUCUGUAGAUCCAAAAACCUUUUGUCACGAAUAAACACUUUGUUUCGAUUUUGUUAAAGAGUUUACUAAUGAUGGCUCAUACUAGAAAAAAAUUUUAAUAAAAUAAAACUUGGGGGUCACAGACAGUUUUUUCAAAUUAAAUUAAUUUUAAAGCAAAUUAACAUCCAUUUUGAUACGUCAUUAAUUGUUGCCAAAGUAAUCACAUUUACGCACUUUCCCUUACAGUUUCUGAUUCUCAAAGUACUGUUCUAUACAAGACAUCUGGUUUCAUUCUUUUAUGAACAUAUCGAUGUACCAAUUUUUUUUAUCUGAAAUGUGCCUUUUCCAAUUUUCAAGAGACUGUAUUGAGCCACCUUAACUCCUCCCUUCCUCCAUUAAUCAAAUCUUCUGCACCCAUAUGAUAAUUGUUCAACAAUCACGUUCAUAAUAAUUUGUUUUACUGUAUGUAUCAAGUUAUCUUUAAACACUUUAGGCAAACUACAAUUCUGGACAGUUAGAAAAAAGUAAAUCUUCCAAAGCUUUGUAUUCGCCAAGUUUGUCUUAUCUGAGAUUGGUUUUACCUGAACAUGUGACAGCAAAGGUAAAAAUUUUAUAUCACAUUGCUUGCUUAAUGGAUAGCUCGGUACUCUCGCAACAGCAGAUUGAUAUAACAGUGUUCGUACACAUGCAAUAUUAUAAAAUAAUGCAUUUUAGAAGAGUCGUAAUAUAUUACGACUCUUCUAAAAUGCAUUAUUUUACUUCAACAGAUUGACUUCCGGGAUAAAAGGUACCCUCCAGCAGCAUUAUUCUUUAUAUCAACUUAUUUUAGGUUGGGAGUCGAGGAUCUGUGAAUAUUUUGUACACCGUUCACGAAAAUAAGCUGGAAGAGAUUCCCUUUCACUAUAAGGUAUUGUUAGUUUGGAUUAUGUUCACGAGAUGCUAAGAGUGCUCGAUAUCAUAUAGAUAGAGCGGGAUGUGUAGUUUUUACUUUGGAGUAAAGGUUUCCACUACACCCAGUUUCAUCCAAGAGGAAUCGUCAGGCAGCUGGCAAUAUUUUUAAAAAUGGGCUGCUUAAAUGUGCGCAUGAGGGACUCGAACAAACAUGCAUUCAUUGUAUUGUUUUCGUUCUUCACUUGGAGUUUCUCGAAGAGUGCUGGAUAUCAUGUACAUAGAAAAAAUUGCUAAAUAUGCAGUUUUGCACCUCAAAAAGUUGCAACAACAGCCUCAUUCAUCCAGGAAGAAUCAUGAUAUGGCGGACAAAUUUCGCAAAAUGGAUUGCUUCAGCAUGGUAAAUAACGCCUAACUUACAGGGGAUAAAUAAGAAUGGCUAAAAAUUUGAAUAAUACAUCUUCUUGGAUUCUUCUGAGUCCAAUACUUUAGGCCGAGAUUUCAAUAUUGCGCCAGGCCGAAGGUCGAGCCUAAUAUUGAAGUGGAUAGUUACUUAAUAUUUUGCCAUAUUGGGCGAAGAUGAAUCCAAUAAGUGUUUUAUCCAUCGAACAAAACAAUUAUAUAACAAAAAAUGUCAAAUAAACGAUAAAGUAAUACAGCGAGAAUAAUACAGCGACAACAUUACAACUACAUAUACCGACGGCGAAUUUGUUUAAAAAUAACUAAACAAAAAGAAAAACUUGUUUUUACAAAUACGUGUGCAUAAACAAACUCAAUUCCUUGUAUGUUUAAAGGAAAUUUGACUUAAUUUUAACGAAAAAAAUUCUAUUACUAACGUCGAGGCUGUUGCAAAUAAAUUAAUUUCGCGAAGAGAAAUUUCCCCCCUUUAAUAAUUUCAAACAAAACUGGUAGAAAAAACUGUAUUAAUGUCCUGAAUUCUUUUCAUAUUCUGCUAUUUUGCUUUUCGUAUGUUUGAAAUUGCCAAACAUCUGAACAGCGUUGAAAAAAAAAAGAAAAAAACAACUCGAUUCGCAACUGUCCAACAGGUUCCUGCCCAAUAUGGUAAAAUAUUGGAUCGGCACGUGACCCUCUUAACGAUUACUGAUUGAUUUAGUGCGCGUGAGUGUACUAUAAUAAUAACAAUUGUCGUAAUGCAGUGUGUUCUGCACCAUCAUCGUUGUUCUCUACUAUUUUAUCAAAGAUACAGUCUAAUCUCAUGGAAGUAACCAUAUGAAAACUAUUUGAGAUCUUACAAUUAUACUUGUGGAUGCUAGGCGUUUUCUUCCCUAAUGAUAUAAAUUGUAAUUGUCGGAUCCAAGUUGGAACAACUACCAAAGGAAAUUAACUGGAAUAAAUAAUUGAACCUAUAGUUUGUCGAUUUUAUCCAAUUCAAGUUAGGUGGUUAUAACACCAGAGGUUUGUCGUAUCUUAUAUUUAUAGUGCCAAUUUAGAGCAGAAUUGUGCGCAUUGAAAGCCAGGCGUUUCCGUAUGUACAAAAAAUGUUAUUCCAAACAGGACGAUAACGACCCAAUGCAUGUUCUAAAUAAUGGAGAACCUUUCAUUUAAAAAUAAAACAUCGAGUUUAUGAAAUUACCUUUAGUUCGGUCGCAUGAGCAGCUCGACGUUUCAGCUAGACCAAUAGACAGAUUUAGAAAAGACGACGCAACGUCAAAGACGACGUGGAAAUGACGUGUACACCUUGCGUUCACUUCGGGGUUUUAAUCUGGGACGGCUUGUUUUUCUUUUUCGAAGCAAAUUUUUGUUUUCUCGUUCCCUGCUCAUUCCUGUAUUGUUUUCAAUCAGUUGUCAAGUUAUGUGCAAGAAAAGGCUAUAUAAUACUGGCCAAGUGUUUCCUGAUGAAUUAGUAUGAACAUUCAAUAAGUUUUUUUUAGAAAAAGACGUAUAUUUCGGUAUUUUGAAAAGUGAACUUUGUUGCAUCAUUUGGAAUAAAUACUAUAGCUGCAGGUAUUGUUUACGAGCUAAAUGCUUUAGUUUGUAGCCUAUCCAAUCAAGUUUGUCAACUGUUUAGUAUAAAUAAGGCAUCAGUGCUUAUAUUGGUAAAAUUUAAUACUGUUUAAGAUAGUUUUUUUACUUCCCCUACUUUUUCGCACUGUUGUGACAGAGCAACUAAAAUUGAUUGAGUUUUUACUGCUUUUAAUUGCUUUUAUUCUUCUAUCUUCCCAAGUUUUCCUGAUUUUAAACAGUUUUUAAUAUAACUUCACUUCAGUUUGUUCUAAAAUGUUUGUUUUGGUGAAGAAUACUGGCGGUAUUGAAAUGGUUAUUAACAAUGCUUGCAGUUUUGUUGAUUUGUUAUGGCGACCGAAUGUACUUGUCAAAAAUUAACACGUUCAAAAUUUAGCGAAAUACAAGAAAAACAACCUUGUCAAUGAAAAACCUUUAAAUAGAGUCAUUAAACAAUACUUGGGGAACAAAAUAGGAUCAUUUUUAUCAUGCAUACUCUCAUAUUUUUUUCAAAAGAAGCAUAAAUCUGUGACGUUCUAGAGAGAACGUGAAAAUUGAAUUUUCGCGUCGUGAAAUUGUCCAAGACGACGUGGCAAAUCAGAAGCUGACGAUAGUUGGCGCCAAAUGACGCCAUCUGUCUAAUAACGACGCUAAAUCUGUCUAAUAACGCCUGUAUAACUAUAAUUUUCUGGCUCAUUUAAUUUCAUUAUGAUACGAUUCUAUGCCAAGUACCUCGAUUAAAUUUCACUUUUCUCUAAUUUUGAAUGUAUGGUGAAUGACAGUUUCUCGAACGGUGUCCCAAGAAUUUCAUCCCACCCCAUCAUUUCGCCCCCCUUCCCCCAGUGAAGAUUCGCCCUUUCGGGUGACGAAUUUCCUGGGAUAACCCCCCCCCCCCUUUAGGAUGUUCGACCCUCGUCCCUUUAGUAACGUCGCCUUUGCUGCCCACAAACUACAGGUUUAUAUACCAGUGUAUUUGACCUUUAUGGUCAUUCUCUUUUAAGAUUCUGUGUAAAGGCAAUCUGAGACAGUCUGGUGUUACUAAAGUCGCUCGGGAUAAUCGUCUCAGCUCGAAUAGAAACGAAAGAUCUUUUACUUAUAAUGGUAGAACAAUACAAAGAACAAGUGUCAACAAAUUUGACCUUAGGUUCAACGUUACCCAAGAUAUGGUUCCAAGCUGUAGAAUUCUGGUCUAUUAUGUCAAGGAGGAUAAAGAGACUGUUGGUGACAGUAUUGUGUUCGAUGUUGAAGAAAAGCUUGAAAAUCAGGUACGAGCUUAAGUAAAAUAUACUUUCGCUUGCUUCUCUGGUUUGAAUAAGUGAAUAUGAUCUCUAGUAGAAUUAGAUUCAGGAACAAACCUUUCCACGUUUCAACCUAAUAUUCUUGUAACGUUGGUAUCGGUACGCUUGGUGGGCUGUUAUUAUUGGGGAAAAUUCUGCGCUAGUCCCCAAGACUGUAAUGUUUGUCUACAUCAUUUAUUCAUUUUGUAUAUUUGAGUAAGCACGUGCGUGACUUCCUUGAUAGUUUAUGGGCAAUUGUCUGCCAUUAGAAGAUUGAACAUAAAUUUUAUUGUCUUAAUUUAAACUGAAACUGGAAAUCAACCAUAGUACCCAGAGACCAUUUGACGGCCUCCCUAAGUCGAUAUUGAUAGCCAGGGUGAAAGAAUAAUAGAAAAUCUGUUUCUAAUUACUAUAAGAAAAAUAGGGGUCAAUUUCCUGCCAUAAAGCCUUUGACAGCUCAAGAUCAUGUGGCAUUCAACCUGAUUACAAAUGUCGGCACAUUUAAAAUUGGACAUACAUUGAUUUUAACAUCUAUUGGAAGUUAUUGUCUCUUUUAGUAACUACAAUUAUUUUCCUGAAUUUAUCCUCUACGCCUAUAUAAGUUGACGUUAAACAUUUUCAAUUACCUUUCGUUCAUGACAUAGAUAUAUGGUGCACGACAAUCAGGGGCGCAGGAGCCACGGGGGCAGCGGGAGCAACUGCCCCCGUUGCCCAAACAUUGCGGGGGCAGCACCGGGGCAACAGGUUGCCCUUUUUGCCAGAACUGGACCUCGAAAUUUGUGCAUUAUUCACUGCAGAAAUUGAAAUUUAGAACUUAAUUUUUAGAACAAUGUUUUUAGAACAAUGUUUUUCAGUCCGUAUGUAAACAAAGGCUUUGUUUCCAUUUCGGUAUCCAAAGUAUAGAAUUUUAUUCGAAAACUAUUUAUAUUUUCAUGAUGCUAAAGUAUGAUAAAUUAUCAAGACACAACAAUCAAGCUUUGCAAGAACGUAAAAUGAAAUAAAAACGUAAAUAAACUGUUUGUAUAAUAAAAGAGGGCUCGAUCUUUUGUGCACAUACGCAGAUCGGACUGUACAGCAUUUUUAUGUCCCAAUCAAUUCCAUGUGUGCCCAACCGCCUCCCCUUUUCGGGCAUUUGUCAUUUUGGCGAAAAAACGUUACAAAUGCCCCACCAUGGGGUCUAAAUAAUGCAACAAAAUCCCCACCCCUGGGCACUUAUAUUGACGCAAAUGCCCCACCCUUGGGAGCAACAUUUAAGUUUUCUGAGGAUUUCUGAACUAAAAAAUCGAAUGCAGGAUCUAUGUCGUAUCAAUAUAUCUAUAUUUAAAAUUGAUUCUGUAGCCAUUUUGUUUCAAACGUUUUUAUUAAAUUAAAAUAUUGAAGUCUCAAAACUUAAUGUAACAAUAUAGAAAGGCGGAAGUAUAAAUUAGUCAAUGUAUCAACACUAUGGACAAGAAUGAAAGUGUGUAUUAUCAUAGCACAUACUCAAUAGAAAUCAGGGCUAUGCAACUCAUUGUCCUAUGUUAUUGUUCAUGUUAUGCAUAUUUAUGUAAAUUUCGCGGUAUUGUAUUCUCUGUAUAAUGAAGCUGUCAUCCAAUAGCAACAAUUGCACUGAAUUACUGGUUGCUUCAACGUCACGUGUUGGGUCGCUUCGAAUGAAAUAUGCGCCAUGAUUAGUUCGCACUAUGGUAAAUGUGCUUACUACUAAUACGGUUAGAUAGCGAAGCAAGCGACAAAUAUUCGACUUUUUAGUCUCGAGCGAAUUCCCAACUCCAGGGCUAACAUACAGAAAGCAAAUGCUCGACCCUUGGAAUAGGUACAGUUGAUAAUGCCCGACAAACGCCCGGUGUGGGGGAGACCCAUGGAAUUAGCCUUUCUCACGCCGCCAUUUUUGGGUGGCAUUUCGGCUGAAAUCCGGGAGAUCAGUCCACAUAGCAGCGACUUUUUAUAUUUUUUUUGACAAAUGGUGGUAAAUUUGUUUGUAAAAGGUUAGUUUAUUUUGAAAAAUUCCUUUUCACAUUGUUUUAAUUGUCUGCGUUGGUAAACGAGAAUUGCGUGCCACCCAAAAAUGGCGGAUAUUCGUCAUCGUGAGAAAGACUAAUUGAUAGAGACUUUAAGCAAUCUUUGCUUAAUUUUUAACCAGUUGUAGUAAAAUUAAUGCUAAACAAGCAAUAUACGUUCGUUCACUGAUUUCAUUUUGCGCCUUUAGCACGGUGCAACAAAUAAAAUUAUUCAAAAUUAAUGUCAAUGUUUGCCGACCCAUAAUGGCCACAAGUAACCGAGUAUUCAUACAGUAAAGAUUUAGCAAAUAUUGCUGCCCAGAAAAAUGAAGUGCCCUUUUGAAAUGACUCCCUCGCCGCUUCACAUUGCUUUCGCCGCCCCUGACGACAAUGAUAAUAGAGCCAUGGAUAUACUAGGACCAAAAUAGUCUAUGUUUCCAAGUUUUCCCAGACAAGUUCCCCACCGUUAACGAAAGUUGGACAAUGAAAUAUAUCAAAGUAAUUAUUUGCUAAACAAGGGUUGUCUGCGGCAUCUUUUUUUAGAUCUCGGUUGAUUUUGUUGAGGCGCAGAAAAGGCCCGGUCAGAAAACGAAGAUCGUAAUGAAAGCAAAGCCUGGGUCUCGUGUGGCGAUUUCUGCCCUUGAUAAAAGUGUUCUAUUUUUGAGAGAUUCUGAAGAAGUAAAGAAAGAAGAGGUGCGUGAUUAAAUUUUGAUUAUAGCUGGUACAAUUUGAACAUUGGAUAGCUUCUUGGCCGAGUCAAAGGCAACCGUGUUAUUAUUCAUUUCACAAAACUAAUUAACUUAACUAACAUUCAUUCUUGAAAAUUAUAGCAAUUAUUUCUCAGCUUCCUCCUUCGUUGUCGUGUGGUUAACUGGCAUACCAGCCAGUGGUGCCAACCUCACCGGCGUUGGUUGUGUACUAGCGUUGAGAACAGCGCGAUCAUACUCUUUGGGUCUGAUCAUUUUUUUACACAACAAGAUAUAUUUUACUCUUACAAUUUCACACAUACAUCUCCAAUUUUAUGCACAAGUCUAUAACCUACACUUAUAUUUCUUAGGUUCACAUUUAUACAAAUACAAGUGGUUUUUUAUCUUUUAUCCUCAGGUUUUUCAAAUACAACUUUUUUCACAGGCAUAUACAUUGUGAUUGUGGCAACAACACCCGUCAUAUUUCACACUACAUUUUUCAUCUAACAUUUAUGGACUAUUGUGGCAUAAAAUUAUUACUAGGACACCAAUAUGGUUCUCAUUACCUACAUCUAAACCUAAAAAAAGGGUGACGGCAACCACAACGGGAACUUGUGAAAUUGUCAACAUCAUACCAUUCUUUAUCAUAAAACACCGCGGAUUGAAAUACAAUAUCGAUUCUAGAUUUUCUAUCUAUUUCUAUAGGUAAUGAGAAUUCUUAACCGACAAGAUACUGGUCCAGUGAACGCGCGUAGCUAUUCAAAAUGUAAAUCCCCUUCAAGAAUGCCGCUUGAAACAGAUGCUUCCGAAGCAUUUAACGUAAGUACGAAAAUAAUAUUUAUCUUUGAGGAUUCAUUUGUUUCGCUGAAUGGUAUUUUAAUGGCUGCAUGGUCGAGUGCCAUUCAUUGUCUUCAACUCUCAGUGGACACUCCUCCAGCGGAACUAGAAUUUCCUAUGUAGGCACAUCAUGUACCGCAAAACUUGAAUCUCCCAAUAGUGGACUGAGUAAUAAUUGCAUGGCUUUUUCCCAAAUUCAAAGACCAAUUUGUGAAGUAUAUGUUGAUUUUUUAUGAGUGUUUCAUGAGCGGUUUUUCUGUUAAUUAGAGGGAAAAACUAGCUAUACAGUAAAAUUGCACACAAAAAGGAACAAUAUUUCUGCUGCGAUUCUCAGCUAUUUUUGAAUAGAUGACAUGCAUUCGAAGUAGUUCAAAUUGUUAAAUUAAUACAUUUUCGCUGUUUGUAUUUUUUAUGCGAACCUUGUUAUCAUAUUUAUUUGUCAGAAACAACUUUAAUGAAUUCCUUUACACACUGCAUGUUAAACAAAACUUUGUGGCUUUCGUCGUAUUUGGCGAAACCGCAGUUUCGUUUCGUUCAAAAAUUUACUCGCCAUUCUGUAAAAGGAACGAAACGGGAAGUCAUUUUGUUUCCGUUUGGAGAGCAAUAGUGCAACGACAACCGUAACUGGGCAACCAAUCAAAUUGCGUGUCAAGAACUAUUCACCCCCGGAAUAUAUAUCGCUAGAACUGAGGACUUUAGAAGGCGUUAUAUCUGUACCUUCUCAAAAUUGUAAACAAGAUACAUAUAGCCAAUGUUGUGUACGACCGACACGCAUAAGAUUACAUAACUCAAAAUGAUUUGAGCAAAACGGUAUUUUGUUAAAAGGAAGACUGAUCAAUAGAAAUUGCUCGUUUUGAGUGAUAUAAUCAUGUGUCGUCAUGGAUCCGUGUCGUUGAACAAUGAAAAAUUUUUUUGUGAAAUUAGCGAAAUUGCAGCUUCUAUUGCAAAGAUACUGCUCAUCUGGGACGAUAAAUUCCCUUACACAUUACAUCCCGGCUAAUUAGGAAAAAUUACCUUCAGUUCUUAGAAUGAGUAAAUGCCCUUUCUGAAAAAGAUAUGACGUCAGUUGUUUAGCUUGUUUCAAGUAACCAUCUCGCCUGGGCAGGUUUCCCUAUUAUAAGUGGUUUCAAACAUACAAUCCCAAUUCCCUGCUCAGUUCAUAUAUAUGGGCCCAAAGACAAUGUUUGAUAUGUAUAGCUAAACAUUUUAUAUAUGCAUGCUUUAGCAAAUUUCCUUGCCUUUGGACAAAGCGUCUUCAACGGUUGAAUGACAUUUGGAGGCAAACAAAUUUAUCAACGGUAAAAAAACAAACUUUCGUGGGUAUUUGUUUGCCUGAAAUUACUGCAACAAUAAUCUUCCUAGUUAAACAGGUUUAAUACAAGUUUGAUAAUGUGAAGUUUUUCUGAUAUUCAUUAUAUUCGCUGGUGAAAUCGGCAGAUGGCACAUUCUCUGCUAAUGUUUGUACUGUAGAGCGAAAGAACAGGUAUCGUUGCACACUUCCAGUACAAAAGAUGUUGUCACCAUGAUGAGUAAAGAAUACAAACACGAAAUUGUACAGCCAUUCAGUACCUCAUAUCCAAGUAGCCAUUGCGACAAACGCAAAAGGGCAUUGGUCCAUUUGGCACAAUGACCCCUUGUCGUUUAGCACUUUCAUUGGUUAAUAUUCCGUAAAUCCUCGGACGUUUUUGUACAACAGUGAAAACAGCAAACAAUAAUCAUUACUGCCUGGACAGGUAACAUCACAGGGGCGGAUCCAGACUGUAGCAACUGUAGCAAAUGCUACAGUCAGAUUUUUCUGCAAAAAUAUUUUUAAUACUGAAUGUGGUGAUAGUAAAAAUUUCUUAUAGAAGUUUUCCAGUUUCUCCAUCUCAAAAAAAUUAACUUCCGCAGCGUCCACCAGAUGUCCGUACGUUUUUUGUGAGCUACGAAUAUUAAGUUACGUUUUUACGCGCUUAUCUUAACCUGAAUUUUACCCAAAACAACGCCCGCUUUUAGGGGAAAUCACCUAAAUUUUUAAAACAUCGUUCAAAAAGCGUUCAGAAAAGUGGUCUAAAUAUAGCGAUUUAUGACGUCAAAAUGCUACAGUCACCUGGGGGUCUUACGUCAAUAUGCUACAGUCAGCGGGGGGACGAGUUACUAAAUUUAGCAUUUUUGCUACAGUCAGAUGAAGCAAACCAAUCACAGCGCUGCAAUGCGCUACAGUCAGCUACAGUUGCGCAAUUCGAUAGGAACUUUAGAGCGAUGUUAUUUCGCUAUAUUUGUUUGCGCUUUCACCGAGCCAAUUCUUUCGAGGAAAACCUAAGUAGACUAAAGCGCUAUGUGAGGAUGCCAUCGGGAGCAAAGUUAAGGCCAUUCGCCCGAAAGAUUGCGAGGUAUUUGUGUGUGAUUUUUCGAAAUUACAAUUCAAGUAAAAGAGCGCGCUCGUUGAACCACGUUCGGGUCAGGUAAGCUCAUGAGUAUUAGAAUAUAUUAAUAAACAGAAUAUAAAUGUAAUCUCAAACGCUCCGUGCCAGUGUUUGGAAAUUGCGCGCUGGAGAUUUCGAAAAUUUGAUAGUAAAUAUAUAGAAAGCAUCAAAAUUGCGCGGCCGUUGGCCGAUAUUCCGCCGCGCGAUACAAACUUUCCAGACUGGUAAAUGAUAACAACAAAAAGCUUCGGAUUGAAAGGGUACGUUACUGAAUUGCUAAAAUAUACAAGCAAAACCAUAACUGGAAAAUACCAGCAAAACCUCGAAAUUUGGCUUGUAUAUUUAAGUGGUUGAAUCUCCGUUAGUCCGAAGGUUUCUUUCAGUAUAUAAAUGUGCCUGUUUGCGUUAUAUAUCUAUCUGCCCAUUGAUUUUAUGCAUUGAUUGUAAUUGUGUUGAUAUAUGUUACACAUGUUCGGUAUGAUAUUAAAUUACAUAUUAAUAUGGGGAGGAAGGCUGUUUUAAACUUUGCAUACAGUAAUUUGUAGAUCUGGCAUGAUUUGGUUGUUUAAUUUAAACAUUUUCCUGUCUUUAUGUGUUUUUGUAACUUUUUGUCUAAAAUAUGGCCUUAUUAAGGUCAAAUUUUAGGACAGAAUUCGAUGCUCAGAAUGCAGGAAGGAAAUGGUGUUUCCGGGGUUCAAUUUUCAAAAAUUUUCCAGGUGGGGCAUGCCCCCGGACCCCCCUAGAUUACGUGGUGCCUCCUCAUUUUUGGGAUUAUGCUACAGUCAGAUUUUUAGCUGGAUCCGCCCCUGAGUCAUCAGAUCAAGUAACUCUAACGUUCGAUCGCAUUAUGUAAAUCGGCCAUCCGCCGCCCCGCUAGCACUUAAACUAUAUCUCAUUCGUUAUAAUUGUCGUCACUGUCUCGGCCAUCCAAAUAGAUUUUCUUCCUAUAAUGUAAUUUGUGAAAUGAUCGUUCAGUCGAGGAUUGUUUCAAUUACAAAUAUUUUGUUGACAUAUUGCAAAAUUAUAUUUUUUGUGUGUGUUUUGAGUUUAUGUACUCAGGUGAAUAUAAUGUUUUUCGUGUUACUCAGAGGUCGCGGGUUUGAUUCCCACCGUAAUCGGGCUAGCUUUUCAGUCUGCCCGGUGUGGAUAUAUACUCAGAGUGACAUGAAAAACAUUAUAUUGCAAAAUUGUUGUCCAGAAUUAUCCUCAGAGAAAUAGCAGAGCAGAUGUCGAACAUGAUUUCAUACAGUGCCGAAUUAAGUUAAGAAAGUUCCAACCGGGAUUUGAAAUCACACCUUCAUUUCAUUUCAUUGACUUCAUUUACCGAGGGUAACACAUGGCAAUGAGCAUGAGCUACUGAUAAAUUAGUGGCCCCCGUAAACUAUAUUACGACUAUAAACAAGAAAUAAUUAAUGUAACAAUGUACAGUAUAGUAUCUUCCUAACGGAUAUCUGUCAAUAAGUCAUUAAAAGUCAGUAAAAUAGUACUAACAUAGUUAUAAUAAAAUAUUAUACAACAUUAUAUUUAUAGUUGCAUAGUCGUCUUUUGUUCCUGCAACAAUUGCGCAUCUAACAUUUGUUUGAACUUAGCUACGGACUUUUGGCUGCGUAAUGGAUUGUCUAAAGCAUUCUAUUCUUUGGUAGCCUUACAACAAAGGUGGGGAUUCCUUCUGUUUCUCGCUUGUACUUUGCACACACCAAAUUAAGACCACAAUGGCGAGUGACCCUAUAAUGAAGAUCACAAUUUCUUACUAUAACGAAGAGCGUAAGUACUCCUGAACGUAAUAUUGACUGUUUAUCCUCUUAGAAACUAAUGUGUUUCGCUUUACGAUACUUUCUUUAUAAAAUGGUAACCAAUUUAACAUAUUGAGUCCAGGAGUCCAGUCGUCUCUCUACCUAAUGCAUGAGUUUAUUUCCCUCCGGGACUGCAGGCGAGCUUUGCCAAUUUUACUGCUCGAUACAAAAUGUUUUCGCGACGAUUUAAUCUUUAUCUACGAGAACAAUUGCGUUGUUUUUACUUUUAUUACCGAGUCAUCCCCGAGGUUGAUAUACCGAAAUCUAAUCAUGUGUAUCCAUUCCUGGAUAAAAUCAUGGAAAGGGACCCGCUUUAACUUCCUAUCAUAUUUAUUAUAGAAUGCUGGCGUCAUAUUUCUGACGAAUUUAAACAUUUUUACUAAACCAUGUCGCUCACCACCUACACCGCCUCCACGCCGAUCGAGACCACGCCCAUGGGGCCGACGCAGUUGGUAUGGUGGGUAUGGGAGACGGUGGGGUUGUUUUGGGGGUCCACGUGGCCGGCCAUGGGGUAUGUCAUAUUACAGAUCGCAAUCUGGAUUACCUACACCAAGUAAGAUACUUGAAAUGAAUGCAUGAUUUCCUUCAUUACAGUGCAAAUGAGGAAUAAUCGCUAUUGGGCAUCUCAAUCAAAAUGUCACGAGAUGACAACGAUCGUUGUGCAAUAAAUUAAAGACGAUAUCAUAGUGCUAUCGUCGUGCGAGUGAUAAAGGCGAUAAUAUUUGCCUCGUCUAAAUUACGAUAACCUGUUUAUUUUAUAUAUAUAUAUCACUAUCACUAUGAAUUUGAUAAGGUCUGCUAUACUUUUAGUAUUGAGCACUUUGUAUAUCUACACAACCAAAAUAAAUUGAAUUUUUUAUAUAUAUAUAUAUAUAUAUAUAUAUAUAUAUAUAUAUAUAUAUAUAUAUAUAUAUAUAUAUAUCACAAGUUUUGUAACGUAUAGUGAAGAGAGUGCUCAAUACAUAAAAUUUUGUAGAGCGAAUGUAAUUACUAUUCUUACUUAAAAUGUUUUUUUUUAAGUAAGAAUAGUAAUUAUAUAUAUAUAUAUAUAUAUAUAUAUAUAUAUAUAUAUAUAUAUAUAUAUAUAUAUAUAUAUAUAUAUAUAUGUAUAAUUCAAUUUAUUUUGGUUGUAUAGAUAUACAAAGUGCUCAAUACUAAAAGUAUAGCAGAGCUUAUUAGAUUAUAUCUUCAAAUUAAAUAUCGCUACUCUGAGUUUCACGUCCUUUCUAGACGAUCAUCAGGCGAUUUUGAAAAAUCGCCUGAUGAUCGUCUAGAAAGGACGUGGAAGUAGCGAUAUUUAAUUUUAAGAUAUAGACAAUCUAUAUAUAUAUAUAUAUAUAUAUAUAUAUAGGUCAUUAUAUUUUGUUAAAGAUCUUGUUUAUUCGAAACCGGUUUUUCUGACGACACUUGCCGAAAAUUUCGCCUCUUUUAUUGAGUAAAUUGACUUUGUUUAUGUCUCUCAAAUUGCAAAAUUUUUCUUCCAAACAUAAAUUGCAGUGUUUUGAUCCACUUGUAUACGAAAUAGCGUGUUUUAAAAUUGCCCAUUUGAUGGUAUAAUUCUGAUUGUUUUCUUCUAAUUUCCAAAUAUGUUUCGAAAGUUCGGUUUUGUUUGAGUCUUUUUUUUUAUGACGAAGAAAUGAAAAGUGUGGUUAGCGUAACGUUCCUUAAAUGUAGCGCUGUCAUACCAAUGUAGUGUUUUGUGUUCAAUAUAUAGACCACAGUAAGACUUUUUUUAAAUGUUUAUUUCAUCAACAAACGACGUUUCGGAACACAAAGUCAAGAAAGUAAUCAAUAAACACAAGUCACGUUCUCUUCCUCCCAACCUCACCAGAAACCAAAGAGAAACCCUGUCCGAAUUAACCACACUUAAGAAAGCCCGAGAAGUUAGAAUAUCGGUGAGCGAUAAAGGUGGCGAAUUCGUGGUAAUGAACAGUAAUCUAGAUAACACAUUAAUGGAGAAACACCUUGGAAAUGAAUCACUUUACCGACCAUGCCAUGAUUUAACGAAGAAAGCUGAAGAGGAGAUCAACGAAGUUUGGGAAUACGUUGCAAAAAAAAAUCGUGUUAACGAAAGAUCCAUUGGAAGAUUAAAAACGACCCACAGUGUUUGUCCUGUUAUCUACCUGCUAACCAAAACUCACAAAUUCCAGAACAAUAUACCGAGUUCUAACCCUGAUGACAUCAAAGUACGACCAAUAAUCUCUGGUUGUGGUGGUCCUGCCGAUAAGGUCUCCUGGCUCAUACAAAUGAUAUGCAACCCUCUCCUGCAGUUCGUGAAAGCACAUCUUAGAAGCACUCAACACCUAUUGAAUAAUCUACGAAGCAUUAAGAAUGGAGAGCUGAAGAACAAGCUCCUGUUCAGUCUAGAUGUGGUUUCCUUGUAUCCAAGCGUAGAUAACGACGCAGCAAUUGAUACCUUACGUUUAUAUCUAGAGAAAGAAAAGAACAACAUCCAACAUCAAUUUUCGGUAUCUGACAUCAUUCUACUCACCAAAGCUAUCUUCGAAAAGAACUGUCUCUCUUGGAAACGAUCUUAUUAUCAACAGCGUCGAGGUCUGGCUAUGAGAAACCGGUUAGCCCCAAUACUCGCUAUACUCUUCAUGGACAGAAUAGAAAACCAAGCAAUCUAUUCCGACCAGGCUCUUUCCCUUCCCUUGUAUUAUCGAUAUAUUGAUGAUUGUAUUACACCUGCUAGCGGUCCAGAUGAAGCUGUAAAGAUCCAAGACAAGCUUAACUCACAAGACCCAUCAAUACGAUUCGAAAUCGAGUUGCCAGGUGAAGAUGGAUUCCUCCCAUUCCUCAACACAAAAGUCAAGGUGAACGAAUCUGGAACAGUGGAGACGGGAUGGCAUACAAAAUCGGCAAACAAAGGAAUAAUGUUUAAUGCAAAAUCACACCACCGAGAACAAAUCAAACGGGCCGCUAUCGGUAACACCAUCAAGACAUAUACUUCCAUAUGUUCAACCGACGCCUUGUUUGAAGAAGCUGAACGGAAGUUUGAAAGAAGAGCGAGACGAAACGGCUAUAGCAACAACUAUAUAAAAAAAGUCCAGACAACAAAACGAAAACUGCCAAAAUCGAAAGUCGAACCUCUUCCCACAUUCACAAUUCCAUUCAUUUCCAGAAGCUUUACGACUGACAUCCGAAGAGCGGCCCAGAGUUCAAACCUCAAUGUCAGAAUAGUUGAAAGACCACAAAGCUCGCUUAAACAACUCCUCGUAGAAUCGCGACCUUACGAUAAAGUAUGCACAGACACCUCUAAAUGCCCAAUCUGCAGCAACUCAAAUGCUCCCGUUCAGUGUACACAGAAAGAUGUCGUGUAUCAAAUCAACUGUGACCUUUGUGGAGCAACGUACGUAGGCGAGACAGGCAGACCAUUGGUGGUUCGAUACCAAGAACAUUUUCGUUCCGCAGCAAACCCGAAAACAAAGUCCUAUAAAAACAUGGCUUUCUCAAAACACUACCUCGACCAACAUUACGGACAAAAACCGAAACUGUCUGUUAAGAUUUUAAAAAGAACAAAAGGAUCUGUAGAACGGAAAAUUACCGAAGCAUUAUUCAUCCAAAAGCUUAAUCCAGACUUGACUGGAAAAUACGAACAGUUAAAUGUCUUAGACUUCGUAGUUUAAACAUUUAAGACAGAAUUAACAAUUUCUAAUUUUUAUUAGAAUUAAUCGGACACGUGCACGUAAUUUAUAUGCUUACGCAAUUUCGCACGCGCGAAUAACGGUCGCAAUUUAACGUUUAUGCAUGCGCAUGUUAGUUUAAAUUCAAAAUGUAAUCCUACUACCUGAAGAUGGAGUAAAUCUCCGAAACGUCGUUUGUUAAUGAAAUAAACAUUUAAAAAAAGUCUUACUGUGGUCUAUAUAUUGAACACAAAAUAUACUAUUAACAUGAGACUUAGGGAAAGUUCGUUCCUAAACAUUUUGAAGAAUGUAGUGUUUACAAUACAAUACAAUACAAUACAAUACAAUACAGUACAGUACAGUACAGUACAGUACAGUACAGUACAGUACAGUACAGUACAGUACAGUACAGUACAGUACAGUACAGUACAGUACAGUACAGUACAGUACAGUACAGUACAGUACAGUACAGCACAGCACAGUACAGUACAGUACAGUACAGUACAGUACAGUACAGUACAGUACAGUACAGUACAGUACAGUACAGUACAGUACAGUACAGUACAGUACAAUACAAUACAAUACACUUUUAUUGUACCCAUUUGUUAAAAUACUGCAUGAUUUGUAUGGCAAAUUGAUCAUAAUAAAGGUAGGGUACUGGCUUCCCGAAAUAACCUAAGAUGGCUAAAAAUGCCAGGAAGCCAGUUCGCAAAAAUAUUUAAAUAACUUAUAUAAUCGGAAAUUAGGUACAACAUGACACUAGCAGUAACAGAAAACAGACUUACACACAGAUCUACACUAAUAAUAAAUUAAAUACAAUUUACAAUUGCAACAUAUUAUAAUAAUACAAUACCAGUAGAUUUUAAUUUGGAGUUAUGAUGAAGGAAAAGGAUCAGAACACUUUAUUAACUUAUAUAGCAAGAAGAAGAAACAUUUUACUGUGAAUAAAAUGUUUAAUAUUUAUGCAAUAUAUCACUUUUUAGUUUAUUUUUGAAUUUUGAAAAAGAAAACAGUUUACAUUUUUUUCCAUGGAGUUCCAUGUUUUGGUUCCUUGAAAUCUUAUAUUGAAUAAACCAUAAUUAGUUAUUGCUUUAGGAAGGUAAUAACUCUGUUUUGAUGCCAAUCUUGUAUUAUAAUUAUGUAUUCUAUCUAUUGGAGUGAAAAAGUUAUCAAAAGCUGAGGGCAAUAGUCGAUGGUGGAAUUUAUACAUAUGGAAAUUUACCGAAUCAAAGAUCUUGAUUAUAUUUAAUAACUUAAACAAUGAACUUAAAUGUUCGUUAUAUUCAGAAAAAAAUAUAAUACGCAUGGCCUUCUUUUGUAAAACAAAAAGUGGUUGUAUUGUAGUGGGGUAAGUAUUACUCCAGACGAUUAUACCGUAUAUUAAUAAUGGAUAAAUUAAAGUAUAAUAAAGAUUAAUCAGAAUGUUAGUGUGGACAUAUUACCGUAAUUUAGAUAGAAUGCCUACACUUCCCUUAUUUUUCUUAGCAAUACAUUAAAUUUGGGAUUUCCAACCAAGGUUAGAGUCAAUCAGGAUGCCUAGACAUUUAAGCGAAUAGCAUUGUUUAAUAAUCUUGUCAUUUAUACUUAAUUGAAAAUUUAUACCUAUUUUUCAUUGUGAUGGAUGAAAAAGGACUAAAUUUGAUUUUUCUACAUUGAGCGAUAACUUAUUGGCACAUAGCCAGACAUUAAUACUAUUUAAUUCGGUAUUAACAUCUGAUUGCAAAAUAUUAAUAUUUUUAUGUCGGUAGAACAAAUUUGCAUCGUGGCAAAUAAAUGAAAAUCGAAAAGGUUACAACUGUGAUGAAAAUCAUUGACAUACAAAACAAACAAAAUUGGACCAAGAACGGAUCCUGUGGUACACCACAAGAAAUAAUAUUAGUCGAAGACUUAGUAUUAUUUACUGUAACUGUUUGAUAGCGGCCUCUAAGAUAGGAUUAAAACCAAUGUUUAGCUACACCCCGUAUUCCAUAAUGUUCUAAUUUUUUAUUAAGAUUUCAUGAUUGACUGUUGAUGUAUAUGUAUAUAUUGUGUUAAUGUUGGACAAAGCGGGACGGCAUGAGCGAUAGGUGAUAGUUAAAAAGGGCGGGAAAGGACGGAGAGACAUUACAUUGUAUACUAUGGGUUUAUAUUAUUAAAAGAAACGAACAAACAAGUUUAUAUUUGGCGACGAGGAUUAAAAAUCACUUAUCCUGACACUCACUAUGUCACAAUGACUAUGUAACUUCUGUGAUGCAAUUGGCCACUAUGAAACUGUAUGUAGGAAGAAGAAAGCAAUCAAUGAACUGAAAAACGACAGCGAACAAAAAAAACAUCAAAUCGAAGAUCAUGACCACAGCGGCGUCUACAGCAUCAACAUCUUCAGAAUAACCGAAAAAUAAACAUUACAUUGUAUAGUAUGGGUUGAUAUUAUUAAAAGAAACGAACAAAACAGUUUAUAUUUACUGUUUCAAAGGCUUAGCUAAGAUCUAAAAAUAUUACACAAGAAAAAUCUUGUUCAUCAAUUGCUUUUUGUAUUUUAUCAAUUAUACUAAGAACGGCAAAGUCAGUAGAGUGUUCAGCACGAAAUCCGAAUUGAUUAUCAAACAAAAUUGCUAUACGUUGGAUAAAAUCAAGCAGCCUAUUUGACAUAUGUUUCUCUAAGAGCUCUUUCACUAUACUGAAAGAAGAGAGAUUGGACGAUAAUUACAAGUACUAGUUUGAGAUCCAUUCUUAUAAAUCGGUAGAACAUUUGCUAUUUUAAAAUUCUUGGUACAACGCCUAUUGAGAAAGAAACAUUAAAUAAAAUUUACAAUAGCUUCGAUAUCACUGUUUCAAGGAUUUUCAGAAUUGACACUGGUAUACUAAAUGGACCAGUAGCCUUUCCGAGUUGUAAUAUAGAAAUUUCAUUUAAAAUCUCCUCCGAAGUAACUGGAGAAAUAUAUAAGCUAUCACAUGGAGAAGUAGCGAGAUAAUCAAAAGGCGACUUUUCAACAUUUGGUAUUAAAGAGGCCAAACUAUUUCCGAUGUUAGCAAAAAAAAUAUUGAAAACAUUUGUAAUUGCCAUUGGAUCUGUUACCUCUCUAUUUCCCUCAAGAAUUUUGUUAAUUCCCUGGCUCACUUUAGGUUUGGAGUGUAUUAUUUGUUUGAUGCCCUUCCAUACUCUCUUUGUAUCGUGGAUGUUUUGUAUAAAAUAGUCAUUGUAGUAGUUUCUUUUGCUAAUCUUCAAAAUAUGGUUUAAUUUGUUUCUAUAAAAUUUUUUUUUUUUUUAAAUAAUAAUAAAAGGACUUUGUUUUCAGGAAUUUACUGUAUAAUUUGUUUUUAACAUGAAUUGAUUUUUGAUUUGCACGUGUUAUCCAUGGUUUGGAUUUUAACUUUAUUUCAUUUCUAGAUAAUUGUUUUAUAGGAAUAUGUUUAUCAAUUGUUUCAGUUAUCUUAGCGUGAAAAUUAUCAAACAUUAGAGAUGGAUCACUAUUCGAAGCAAAUACUGUUUGCCAAUUGAUAGAUUGAAGUUCAUUUAUUAGAUCUGGUUCAUUAAACAAUGAGUAAAAUUUCUUAUAGAUUUUAACAUUUGAGGGAAGAGACGAAAAUUUAUUAAAUAUGAUAAAAUUAGGGAAAUGAUCAGUCAAAUAAUAGACCAGAUUACUACUAAUGACAAAGUGUUGGAUUGAAGUAAAAAAUAUAUUAUCAAUCAAUGUCGAGGGGUGGUUAGUUAUUCUAGUCGGUUGUAAUAUUUGUGGUUGUAAUAUUUGUGGUUGAAGGAAAUAAGAACCUAGAGAAUUUAGAAAGUUGUCUGAAGCAAUAUUUAAAUUUGCUUUCAAAAGGUCAAUUUUGAAAUUGGCCUUUAUUAUGGCAAUUAUGAGUAGAGUAAUAGGCAAAAUUAUUAUCCUAGGGCAAGUUUAAAUCAAUAUCUAGGUCAUUUAAAUGAGGUGUAUUAGUUAUGGGUGAUGCAAUAUCAAGACAAGGUAGAUCUUUAAGUUCCAGUAAUCUGUUAUCAAUAUGAGAUAUAGAAGUAGAUGUUAAGCAUCUACCACAAUUCACACUUGAGUCACACAUCAAACAAAAUAAUUAUUCAAUUUGUACUUAGCUCAACAGCUUAGUAAGUUGACCUUCAUUCUUGAUAUAGAUCAUUUGACUUUCUUCAUUCCUCCUUAAGUAGAUUCUACCGUUUGAGGUCCAAACGUAUUUUUAAUUAAGAUCUUUCUUGGUCUUUAGACAACAGUUAAAUAAAGAUUUAUUCAUUUCAGUAAGGCUUUCAUUGAUAUAUAUAUAUAUAUAUAUAUAUAUAUAUAUAUAUAUAUAUAUAUAUAUAUAUAUAUAUAUAUAUAUAUAUAUAUAUAUAUAUAUAUAUAUAUAUAAUAAAUCGAUAAAAUGCAACUUUAGUAUCUCGACGAACAAAUUUUACGAUAAUUGCAGGUUCAAGUCUGUUCCCCUUGUAUCCUUUAUUCACAGGUAAAGGAUGGCUCACAGAUACAUCUUUCUCGGUGAUAUCAAUAUCCGUAAAUUUGCUGGCAAUUUUCAUUACAAUAUCAUCAGUCAGGGGCUGGUAUAGCCUACCUUGAAUUUCUACACACUCCCUGCGAGAGUAUUGUUCAAGGUCAUCGUAUGUGUUUUUUAAUUGAAGCAGUUGGCUAUCAGUUUGUUGUAAAGCACUCUUUAAUUUAAAAUCUUGUUUUCUUGCUGUAUCCCAAUUCUCGCGCUAUUUCGCGAGAAUUGAGUUUCGUAAUUACUUCUUUAUUACUUGGUGUAAGCCAGAUAAAUGAAUUGCAUCGCAUCUUCAAGUUUGGUAUACUGAGUUCUGAAACUUUCAUAUUCAAUGGUAUGAGCUUCUGGUCCAGUUUCUCAUCCAGCAUUUGUUUUAAUUGAUCUGCUGUUAAAUAUUCUGGCAUUGUAAAACACAAUAACAUACUACUCACAAGAAAUACUGUCAAAAAUAUAAAAAACGAUAAUAUUGACUAAAAUAUUAUCAAUUUCACAAGAACAACAAAUUUAAUGUCCGCCAUGUUUGCCGAUGCAUGCGCAUUACUACGCGCAUUAUUACGCGCAUUAUUAUUAUUAUUAUUUUUUUUUUUUUUAACAGCUUUAUUGGACAUACAUAUAAAAGGUUACAUAUUAUUAUACAAACAAAUACUACAGGGUAUACGUCCAAUGGGGCUAGCGCAAACGAGACAACGAGACCCAUGCAGGGCGCCACCCCUAAACUAAACUAGUGAAAACAAACUUAUUUACUAUACAGAAUAUAUACAUAUAUAACUUAGGACUUAAGUACGGUGACAAGGGCAGUCUCUUAUGAGCGACCAAGUACAUGUCAUAUCUACAUUAAAAGUACUGUUCACCAUGGCGGUGUAUGUCUUGUGCAAAAAGCUUUUAAAAAUAUUUACAUUGGGAAACUUUUCUGGAGAGGCUAUUUUACAUAUAUAGUUCCAAGGCUUUACUAUUCUAUUAAAAAACGAUGCCUGAAAGGUGGAUGUUUUGCAGCAGGAGUGUUUUAACAUUAGGGCUGGAUUUUGUGCGCGAGAUCGAUUGUGCUCUACGAAGGUUAAAAGUUGAUUAAUGUUUAAAUCGGUAUGACCAAAAAUACAUUUAUAAACCAACACAAGAUCUCUGAUUUCUCGAUCAUAAGUUAGUGGCAAUAGGUUUAGAGAUUUCAGCCUGUCUUCAUAUGACAGCUCACCAACUUUAGUUCUUAGAAUCCAUCGAAUCCAUCAUUAUUAUGCGAUUAUUAUGCGCAUUAUGCGUUUAGUUUCGUUCGUGUUGUUCGUUGUGACUGUGGCUUUGUAAAUAAAGUUGUUAGUCAUACAUUGUUUCGGUAGUGGACAAGCGUUUUUGUUGUCGCAGUUACAAUUGCCAGUUUCCAUAUUUGGUGACUGGCUGUUCCUAAUUAUACGUACGUGCGUUGUGUUUGGUAAUUAUAAACUUAACGUUGUUCAUGCAACCAUAGCUUACUUUUGAAGUGUUUCUGUUGAAAAUCUCGUGUAGUUUGUGCGGUAGUGGAAAGUGUUUGUCAAUUAAACUUAAUAUUUCCCAUCCUAUGUUCUAGAUAACACUCUUACUAAAUGGUGGGUUGAACCAAAUUAUGUUGCGUUGCGAGUGUACGUAAAUUCGUGAUCAAAGUUACUAUGUCUAAGGGCGGGCUGGUAGAUAGGCGUAGAUUCGUUAACUGUUUGUUCGUCUGAUAAGAGACGUACAAUGCGUUUGUUGAUGGCCGUAGGUAAUUGUUUUGUAAUGCUUGGUGGAUGGUUUGAAUACUUGUUGAUGUAGAAUGGAUCGUCAUUGGGUUUCCUGUAUGGUUUGUGUUUUUCGUUUUUCAGUCAGGUCGAAAGUAACAUCUAAAAAAAUUACAACGUUCAAAUUUACAUCGGCGGUGAUUUUCAGGUCAAAUUGCUCGAAAAUUUUGUGUAAGAGUUACAGCAGUGUCGUCACAAAAACCGGUUUCGAGUAAACAAGAUCGUUAAGAAAAAUUUAAUGACCCAAGCAUUGUUUCGCCUGAGCACUGUUUCGCCUAUGCAUUAAUUGUUUCGCCUAAGCAUUGUUUCGCCUACAAGCAUUCCGCGCAUUCUUUCAAUAGCAUAAAAGUAACCUAUAUUUUCGAAAUUACUCACCACCUGAUGAUUCCUAUACGCAUGAGGAUGGAACUGACUGUUGUGGUUGUUUUGAGGUAAAACGAAAAUGUCCCAGAAUCAAUUUUGAUGUCCCACAAUCGUGAGGCAUCAAAGGUAACAGUAAAUAGCAGUUACUUUCAUCCUGCUCAUCAGCACUACAAUGAUGAGGCCCAUAAGGUCGAAACGGAACCGUCUGUACUUAUAUAUAUAUAUAUAUAUAUAUAUAUAUAUAUAUAUAUAUAUAUAUAUAUAUAUAUAUAUAUAUAUAUAUAUAUAUAUGAAAGCGUUAUGGUUGCCAUGCCUGGUUUCAAUGUGAAUGGUGUUUUAAAAAUUAAAAUAAAACAAGAACUUCCUCAGGCAUAAAAAGGUAUAAUGACUAUAACCCAGACGUUUCGCCGGUUAAGGCUUCUUCAGUGGGUGAAAAUUUUUUUUUAUAUAUGAUAUAUAUAUUAUAUAUAUAUUAUAUAUAUAUUAUAUAUAUAUUAUAUAUAUAUAUAUAUAUAUAUAUAUAUAUAUAUAUAUAUAUAUAUAUAUAUAUAUAUAUAUAUAUAUAUAUAUAUAUAUAUAUAUAUAUAUGGCACCAUUCUAUUUCUUAUACUGAUUUAAUAAAUAGAUUUCACUCCGUAGACGUGUAAGUGCUCGUGAUUACUUGACAUUUAACAAUCAAGCUCAAACUUUUGGAAUGUGACUGUUUUUUUUUUAAUAUUGAUAAAGUGUCGCAGAACUACACUGGACCCACCCAAGUCGCACCCAAUGCAAGCACUUCCGUCAAAUUCGAAGAAAUUAUGCCAGAAGAGGUACCAGUGAAAGUUCGUAAGUACUUCCCAGAGACUUGGCUUUGGACAGAUCUAAAGUUUAAGUAA
This is a messenger RNA of Paramuricea clavata, 34351 nucleotides long. The record is from the annotation of a GenBank genome assembly. Lineage: Eukaryota; Metazoa; Cnidaria; Anthozoa; Malacalcyonacea; Plexauridae.